AUGCUCGGCACUCCGUCCCGCAACCUGUGGUUGAACUACGGCGUUCCGCACCAAUCCCUCGUGACCAGUUUCCCAGUCGACUUACCACCGCAGUUAACCUCCGGCCCGGGAGAACUGGUAGUCCGAUCCUUGGUCUCUGAUGGAUGUUACCUUUACGUGUAUACGUCCAAGGGAUUAUUGAAAAUCGGCUCCGGAUACGGUAGCUCGAUAAAGCAACACGUGUACAUGCAUAAGCCGGAUUUCUUCGCCAGCGACCGCCACGGGUGGUUAGGAUAUUGUAAGGACAAUAUAACGAUAAAAAUGUACGAUGUGGAUUCGCCGAAAGAGCGGGUGGAAAUGAAUAACUCCGUCACGCUAACUUCUCACAAAUACUUGAACGUGCAUUUACUGAGGCGACGAACGCUUGUACUCGGUCGAGCACCCUUUGAUGACAAUUUGUCGAGGCGAGCGGUGGAAUCUGAUGCGCCUGUGGCUAUGCAACUUGAAGACAAUGAGGAAGAUCCGCUUUCGAGUAUGCACGCGGUGAUGGUUCUAGACAACGGUUCAGCGCUAUUCACUGGCGUCGCUCGGCGCGGCGAAGACGGCGAUACCAUUACUAGACAAGGCUUGUUACUCAUGUUUGGAAAGGAUUCACAACACUGCGACUCCAAUGGAAUUGUCCAGGGGUUGAGGCAUGAAAGAGUAAUACAGGUUGCUUUAGGCAAAGCGCACACGGUCGUUCUCACGAAUUUUGGACAAGUUUACACUUUCGGCAUAAAUAAUAAAGGACAGUGUGGUAGGGAGUUUGGAUACACAAAAGAAACCGAGAUGCUCACGUUCGGAUCGAACCAGUACGGGCAGCUGGGGGCGGUGAUGUUUCCCCACACCAUCGCAUCAUACGAGUGCUGGUGCGGCGUGACAUUACAUUACCUGUUGACAUGUAAAGGUUCUCUCGGGAGGCCUCGUAUUGACGAGCCGUCUCGCAACGAACGCAGCCCCGUAUGGUAUGCGACGCCUGGCCGAGUGCCUCGCUUGGGGCCAAGAUAUUCGUGCAAGGCAGUGUGGGUUACCGCCUCCGGAGACCAGACCUUUAUGCAGCUCUCACAGUCCCUCAUUAAGACCGACACGCUCUUCAGUGCCACCGUCACCGCCAACGGCAACUCUAUAGACCAGACCGUCGUGCAGCUCUCGCAGGCCCUCAUCAAGACCGACUCGCUGUUCAGUGCCACCGUCACCGCCAUCGGCAACUCUAUAGUCAUACUACCGAAUAGACCAGAGCACACAUUCAAAUGCAUCACUAUAAAUAAAGCGGACGGUACUUGCAACGCUUGGUCUGGUUCCGAACAAGUGGAUUUCGUCAACACUCUCGCCUGCUUAGACCCCUUGUACGACGUUCUAUGGUGCUACCAACCUCAAAUGAGAGUGAUGAAAUGCUACAACAUACUAGCUUUCGACUCCCACAAACAACACAGAUGCUGCAACAACGAACCAGAAUCGUUCCCCUCCGACAAGGACUUCGAAUACCCCAACUACGGUUCUAUGAAACGACUAGACGAAUUCAAGAAUCUUCAAGUGUUAGAAACGACAAUUUUGUACGACGACAAACCGCCGGAGAACGUGGCGUUAUCUAACAUGUCGGUUUUGAACCAAGAGUUGGCGAUUCCGUCUACACCUGGGUGUACUGUCACUAGAAUGCAUGCGGCCUUACAUUUGUUAGGCUGCUUGGACUCGCUCACUUACGCUCACGACACUAAGCUGAAUCAAGUCGAAUGUAAAAGGGAAAGUGCUUCGUCACCAGUACCACCUGUGAAAGAGGAUUAUCUUACAGUGAACCGAUUCGAGAAUCACGGGGGCGGUUGGGGAUAUUCCGGCCACUCUGUGGAGGCGAUACGCUUCAUGUGCGAUACGGACAUUUUGUUAGGGGGCGACCAAGAGGGCGACGGGGAAUUAAUGGCUGAAAGCGAGGAGGUUAUGUUCGAGUGCGCGCCGAGGGAUCGAUUCCCGAUACUGUUUGAAGCGCCCCUACCGCUAGUUGCAAACAGGUGGUACGUCGCGUGGGCAUGUAUAAACGGCCCUUCUUCGGACUGUGGGUCGUCCGGCCAGGCCAUGGUUAUCAACGAUGACAUCGGAUUCCAUUUCAAGACCUCCAAGAAGUCCAAUAACGGCACCGACGUCAAUGCGGGACAAAUACCUUGCCUCUUAUAUAAUCUCAUGAACCCCGACCAUAGCAUCCCCAUCAAACGCAUCGAACCAGGAGACCCUGUCAUAGUACUAUCCAAGAACAUAUCCAGAAUGAACAAUAAGAAGAGGAACUCGCACGAAUACAUGUCGUACUUCGAAGCUAUUGCGGACAUACGAAAUCUGAUCCAACUGAUAAUGGCCGAUAAGACGCCCUCCUGUAACAUGCUUCCUCGGAGAGGCAAGAAUAAAACGCACAGGGUGUGUUAUGUGCAGUUUGCUUUGGAGAUGACAAAUGCUAUAUUGAAAGAAGCUCACAACACGAUAACGGCGUGUUUCCACGCAUUCUUUCCGACGCCAUCGCUCAAGUGGAACCAUCUGUGCUCUUUGUUGUUUCACGUGAAAGAUGGGGUCGUGCCAGCGUCUCAAGUCAGGGAACUGACGUCGACUUGUGCUGCUAUGUGCGCAUCGCGAAGUCUUCGCGAUGUAUUGCAAUUCAUUGUGCCGGUCACACAAAGCGCUAUGAAUGAGUAUAAGAAACCGGAAAGCAAAAUAACCAAGGAAGUUCCUUCAAAAUCGGCGACAGUGCCGCGAUCCUCAAACAAGCCUCCACCAAUACCACCUAGAUCGAAUAACAAAGAAGCACAAAAGCAGCCAGAUCCUACGGAAACAAAGUCUAGUCACACGGAAUGGCAUUUGCUUGAUGUGAUACCCAAACUGCUGGAUGUGGUGACGAUUCCCAUCAAGAAGCAGAUGAUGACGCGUCAGUGUGGCCAACCUCAUGAUCACGGCGAAAUCAAACAGGCCGAACGAUUGGCAGAAUACUGCUGCAAAUUGGUCUCUAGGAUAGUAGCGGAGCUCACUUAUAGCGCGACAAAUGUAAGGGAUUUAGAUACGAACUUGGUGAAACAUCAAAUCACGCCGUCUCGGUUUAUGCGUGUGAAUCAAUCCCGGGCAUGGCACACUGGUAACGGCAGUCCAGACGCCGUCUGCUUUACUGUGGACAGACCUGGAGUGAUGUUAGUGGGCGUCUGUGCUUACGGCGGCUUGGGUCAUUAUGAAUACACUUUGGAACUGCUGCAGGACUUACGGUUACGAGCUACAGCCGAAGAGACUGACCCUGGUCAUUGUUGGGUGAGCGUCGAAGUGACACAGGGAACUUUUUGUACCGCCGAUUGCCAACAUGACAUGGUGCAGCUAAAAUUCGAACGGCCGGUCGCAUUAAAGGAGGAUCUUCGUUACGCUAUUCGCCUAUGUAAUCACGGUGGUCGGACGGCGAAUGGGGACUGCGGCCUUCCGUCAGUGAAAGGCCCUGAUGGAACUACCUUCCGGUUCGCUUCCUGCUCACUGAGCAUCAACGGAACUUCAAUGGCCAGGGGGCAAAUACCCUGUUUUAUUUACUACGGGUCAACGUUGCCUCAGAACUCAUCAGAAAGCGCUGAUACCUUGAUAACAGAAUUACGUGGGAUCACACUGCGUGUUGGAUCAAUGGUGGUAGACCGAUGUGCCGAGUUAUUCUGCACGUUAAGAAACGAACUGACCACCGAGGACUUGAGAAGGAACGCAGCGGUACUUCAACAAUCUGCUUGCGUCAGUGCAUUGGUGCCUUACACUAUCGCACAUCUGGUGUUGUUUCCGCCGAACGUGGCAUGGGUGGUGAUAGAAAUGGACCGGCGCUGCAUCACCGCCCAGCCCGAAGACACGCUGACAGUUUACGCGUCCGUGGGCCCGCCGCGGCGACGCUGCCACUGCGCCAACGAGGCCCGCCUCAUGGACCCGCCCUUCCGCAAGGUAUACAAGGUAGCGGGCUCGUUCACUCGUCCCACACACUCAUCACUGGGCCCGGGACACGCUGUCAGUGUAGGCGUCAGUGGGCCUGCCGCGGCGACGCUGCCACUGCGCCAACGAGGCCCGCCUCAUGGACCCGCCCUUCCGCAAGGUAUACAAAGUAGCGGGCUCGUCCACUCGUCCCACACUCCCAGCACUCGGCCCACGGCCAUGCUGUCAGUUUACGCGUCCGUGGUCCCGCCGCGGCGAUGCUGCCACUGCGCCAACGAGGCCCGCCUCAUAGACCCGCCCUUCCGCAAGGUAUACAAGGUAGCGGGCUCGUCCACUCAUCCCACACACCCAGCACUCGGCCCGGGACAUGCUGUCAGUCUACGCGUCCGUGGGCCCGCCGCGGCGACGCUGCCACUGCGCCAACGAGGCCCGCCUCAUGGACCCGCCCUUCCGCAAGUGUACGCGUCCGUGGUCCCGCCGCGACGACGCUGCCACUGCGCCAACGAGGCCCGCCUCAUGGACCCGCCCUUCCGCAAGGUAUACAAGGUAGCGGGCUCGUCCACUCGUCCCACACACCCAGCACUCGGCCCGGGACAUGCUGUCAGUGUACGCGUCCGUGGGCCCGCCGCGGCGACGCUGCCACUGCGCCAACGAGGCCCGCCUCAUGGACCCGCCCGUCCGCAAGGUAUACAAGGUAGCGGGCUCGUUCUCUCGUCCCACACACCCGGGUACUUGUCCUUCAACAAUAUCUUCAACGAUCGCCUAGUACAAUUGUCAUCGGAGUCCGGUGAAGCGGAAGAGUUGUGCGACGACGAAUCUGACACGGCGUGCAUGCACUACAACUGUACCUACUUCAGCGUUACGCCUAAGUUAUCCAACAAGUAA
Messenger RNA from Chilo suppressalis (striped riceborer), 4821 nucleotides. NCBI's taxonomy places the organism in Eukaryota, Metazoa, Arthropoda, Insecta, Lepidoptera, Crambidae. The record is from the annotation of a GenBank genome assembly.